This is a messenger RNA of Vigna unguiculata (cowpea), 5168 nucleotides long. Its product is annotated as Tetratricopeptide repeat (TPR)-like superfamily protein. Gene Ontology annotation, biological process: RNA modification. The record is from RefSeq and is a predicted model, not a curated record. Lineage: Eukaryota; Viridiplantae; Streptophyta; Magnoliopsida; Fabales; Fabaceae. Gene Ontology annotation, molecular function: RNA binding; protein binding.
CAAGAGAAAGAAACCGAGAGAAUGGUGCGAACGCAGAGAACUCCAAACACAGAACGAAGAACUCAACAUCAACACAGAAACUUGAUACAUAGAGAUUUAAAGAUUUUACAUACAGAUUAUUGAAAAAGUGAAAAACAAAAAGUUUCCUUUUUUUUUAUAGUAUUCGUGCCCUAAUCCCAAAUUAAACUAAAAUGGCAAAAUCUAGCAAAGUCUCGUCGUGCCCAAGGAGAAUCUGAAACAGAGAGCAUUGUCGGAGGUCAUCGUAGAUGGUCAGAGUUCCUUGUUUAUUGUCGGAGGUUGCCAUUCAUUGGUCGAGGGGAGUUUGGAGCACCGCGAAACAAAGUUUUAGAACAGAGAAUGCCCUUUACGAAUUAUCUGUUUCUUAAGUAGUUGUCAAAAUCUUCUGCCAAAAUGGAAUCCUCUAUGGUUUAAAUAUUGUUGAAGAAGAGGGACUUCAACAGGUUAUAUUUGGUAGAUAAACUACUGUUACAGAAUAUGAUAGUGGAAGAGGUGAAUCGAUGUCAGAUUCAAGAGUGGUAUCCAAGAUUCAAUAUAUGCUUUAUGUCUAGACUCAAUUUCAAGGUCCAAAUUCAUGCACACAGCAACAAACAUAGGCAACAAUGUUAUCUCAAAAUCUAUGCUCUAUGUUUAGACUCGCAAUUUCAAGGUCCAAAUUCAUGCACACAGCAACAAAUAUAGGCAACAAUGUUGUAUCAAAAUCACAUCUUUUGGCCUUGGAGACCCAAGAUUCCCUCACAACCCAUUUGGAAUCUUUGUUCCGGGCCUGUUCAAAUGCUUCUUUGCUUCAACAAGUUAGACAAGUUCACACUCAAGUCGUUGUUGGUGGCAUGAAUGAUAUUUGCUCACUGAGUUCCAGAAUUUUGGGCCUAUAUGUUCUUUGUGGUAGAAUCAAGGAUGCAGGAAACUUGUUCUUCAGGCUUGAAUUGUGCUACGCUCUUCCUUGGAAUUGGAUGAUGAGAGGGCUUUACAUGUUGGGGUGGUUUGAUUUUGCGUUGUUGUUUUACUUCAAGAUGUUGGGUAGUAAAGUUUCACCUGACAAAUACACAUUCCCUUAUGUGAUUAAAGCUUGUGGUGGUUUGAAUAAUGUGCCGUUGUGUAUGGUGGUUCAUAAUAUGGCUCGAUUGAUGGGAUUUCAUGUGGACUUGUUUGUCGGCAGUGCUUUGAUCAAGUUGUAUGCAGACAAUGGUUAUAUUCAUGAUGCACGACUUGUGUUUGAUGAAUUGCCCCUGAGAGACACCAUUUUGUGGAAUGUGAUGCUUCAUGGUUAUGUCAAAAUUGGAAAUUUUGAAAAUGCAAUAGGGACUUUUCUUGACAUGAGGACCUCUUAUAGUAGGCUUAAUUCAGUGACAUAUACUUGUAUUUUGUCUAUAUGUGCUAUGAAAGGGAAUUUUUGUGUUGGUACUCAGCUUCAUGGUCUUGUUAUUGGUAGUGGAUUUGAGUUUGAUCCACAGGUAGCAAACACACUGGUUGCCAUGUAUUCAAAAUGCGGGAACCUUUUAGAUGCUCGCAAGUUAUUUAAUACAAUGUCACAAACUGAUACGGUAAGUUGGAAUGGGUUGAUUGCUGGAUAUGUACAAAAUGGGUUUUCAGAUGAGGCUGCACCUUUGUUUAAUGCAAUGAUCUCUGCCGGUGUCAAACCAGAUGCGGUCACUUUUGCAAGUUUCCUUCCUUCUAUCCUUAGAACCGGGAGUCUCAAACAUUGUAAGGAAGCUCAUGGUUACAUAGUGCGACAUAGGGUGCCUUUUGAUGUCUAUUUGAAGAGUGCUCUUAUUGACAUAUACUUCAAGGGUGGAGAUGUAAAGAUGGCAUACAAUAUUUUCCAGCAGAAUACUUUGGUUGAUGUUGCAGUGUGCACUGCUAUGAUAUCAGGUUAUGUUCUUAAUGGGCUGAAUAGGGAUGCUAUAAACAUUUUUCGGUGGUUAAUUAAAGAGGGAAUGGUUCCUAAUUGCCUAACCAUGGCUAGUGUUCUGCCAGCUUGUGCUGCAAUGGCUGCUACAAAAUUAGGGAAGGAGUUGCAUUGUGACAUUCUAAAGAAACGACUAGAGAAUAUAGUUAAUGUGGGAUCUGCCAUCACGGAUAUGUAUGCAAAAUGUGGAAGAGUGGAUCUUGCUUAUGAAUUUUUUAGAAGAAUGUCCGAAAAAGAUAGUGUAUGUUGGAACUCAAUGCUUUCAAGCUUCUCACAGAAUGGAAAACCAGAAAUGGCCAUUGAUCUCUUUCGCCAAAUGGGAAUUAGUGGAGCCAAGUAUGAUACUGUGAGCCUAUCAUCUGCUCUCUCUGCUGCUUCAAAUUUACCAGCACUCUAUUAUGGGAAAGAGAUGCAUGCCUAUGUGAUAAGAAAUGCAUUUAGUUUUGACACUUUUGUUGCAAGUGCACUGAUAGACAUGUAUUCUAAAUGUGGAAAACUAGCGUUGGCUCGAUGUGUGUUUGACCUGAUGGAUGGGAAGAAUGAAGUUUCAUGGAACAGCAUCAUUGCUGCCUAUGGAAACCAUGGUUUCCCUAGAGAGUGCCUUGAACUAUUCCAUGAGAUGUUAGGAGCUGGGAUUCACCCUGACCAUGUUACUUUUCUUGUCAUACUUUCUGCUUGUGGCCAUGCAGGCUUAGUUGAUGAAGGCAUACACUACUUUCGUUGCAUGACUACAGAAUAUGGUAUCAGUGCUAGGAUGGAGCACUAUGCAUGCAUGGUAGAUUUGUAUGGUCGUGCUGGCCGUUUGCAAGAAGCAUUUGAUACCAUGAAGAGCAUACCAUUCACUCCAGAUGCUGGUGUUUGGGGGACAUUGCUAGGAGCUUGCCGGCUCCAUGGCAAUGUGGAGUUAGCUAAACUAGCUUCAAGGCAUCUUGUAGAUCUGGAUCCAAAUAAUUCUGGAUACUAUGUAUUGCUUUCUAAUGUACAUGCUGAUGCUGGUGAAUGGGCAAGUGUUCUUAAAAUUAGAAGUUUAAUGAAGGAGAAAGGAGUUCAGAAGAUACCUGGAUACAGCUGGAUUGAUGUUAAUGGGAGAACUCAUAUGUUUUCUGCUGCCGAUGGAAAUCACCCAAAAUCUGUUGAGAUAUAUUUGAUUCUGAAGAGUCUCCUUCCUGAGUUGAGAAAACAGGGUUAUAUUCCUCAACCAUACCUUCCGUUGCACCCUCAAAUCAUGGGCAGGCAUUGAAAUAAGAAUGAUUGAUUUCUUUCGUAUUCUCAGUUAUAGUCAUAGCAAAUACUUGAUGCAACUAAUCAUUUUGAGAUAACUUCUAUCCAAACGUAUGAGUAUGCUUUAAGUUAUCUCUUAAGCAAGUAGUUAUUACGUCAGAAUAUUCUUCGAAGGUUUCCAACAGUCUCACCUGAAUCUAGUAUUUACUUGAGAAUUGUCACCCACAUGGUUUAUGAGCUUCAUGAUUGGGUAAAUUAUUUCAAUCAUUCUUGUUACUUCUACCUUCCUUUUUAUCAAAUUCUUUGUAACCAACGUUGAUGACUUGUCGAACAUAAUUCCCCUUCUUCUCUUUUAGUUUUUUUGUUGAAUUUAUGCAUUCCAAUCUCUAUUUGCAUUUACCAUUUAACAGAAAUUUUUGUUAUGUUCAAGUAUAAGUAGAUUCAUAUCGAAGUCUUGGAAAUUUUGUUGACUUUGGUUUGACUAUUGUACUUGUAUGUCCUUGCAAUGUAGCUUAGGGCAUGCUGAGAUGGGAGAAUUAUCAGCGGUAUAUUCUUCUUUUAGUUAAAGUGUGCAUACUGCAGGAAGAAUGAAAAGACCAGCAAUAACUUUGAUGAAGAGGAAGUGACUCUGCAUCUAUUUUGGUGAUGAAGCAUUUCAUAAACAAGCCAAACAAGAAAUUGAGCACAACUAACGUGGCCUAUCAUAUUUGUCCUUUAAGAGAUACUGAUUGUUGAAGAAUAGGCACUUCAACAGGUUGUUUUUGGUAGAGAAACUUCGGUUACAGAAUAUCAAAGUGAAAGAGGUGAAUCGAUGUCAGAUUCAAGAGUGGUAUCCAAAGUUCAAAUCUGUAUCCAUCAAGACUGUAAUUCAUCAACUCCCCGAGUCAUUUAUUCAGUACCUUCUUGAUGACUCUGGGCCCUUCCUCUUACCUGCUUCUGUCUUAAAUGAAGAUGCAUUACCCAAUAGAGUUCAUAAUCCAAAUGAGGAAGAAGAUUUCAGGUUUCAGAGGGAUCUGGAGAUGAAGCAGAAGAUUCUCCACCAUCUUUGUUUCCAGAACUUGAAUUGAAAAUUAAGGAAUCUAUUGAGUCCCUUGGGGGUGCAGUCUUUCCCAAACUGAAUUGGAGUGCUCCAAAAGAUUCAGCAUGGAUAAGUACCGCUGGUAGCCUUCGGUGCACCAGUUUCAGUUAGAUUGCACUUUUAUUUUGAGCAUCUGACUCGUUGGUCCAUGACUUGUGCCAUGCGUAUGAUUCAUGCCAGGAUAAAUCUUCAACAAGGCCCCAUAAUUUCUUUCUUGCACUCCGUAAAUGGUAUCCAUCUCUCCAUCCAGACAUGGAAUUUCGAUGUUUCUUUCAUACGAGAUCAGAAGUUAAUUAGAAUUUCUCAACGUGAGGUUACUACUUUUUAUCCUAUUUUGCUUGAAAAGAAGAAUGAUCUCCUUUCAUUGAUCCUAGCAUUUUUUAACAGUCAUGUGAAGUCUAAAUUUGAGUCAGAAAACUACACAUUUGAUGUUUAUAUCACAAAGGACGAGAGAGUUAAGAUUGUGGAUUUCAACCCUUGGGAUGCCUUUACAUUGCCCUUGUUUGCAUGGGAUGAAUUAGAGAGUAUUCAUAGUGAAGGAAAUGAUGUGGAGUUUAGAAUUGUGGAAGAUCGUUGCGCUGUUAGGCCAGGCCUGAAAACAGCAGUUCCUUUUGAUUACUUGGAUACGAGUGCGGGCAGCAGUGGUUGGGAUCAAUUUCUAUGGAGUGGAGAUGAAGAGUUUAGACAACAAUCUACAGAAGCUGGUACAUGACAAUCAGCUGCUGUUUCUCUAAAUUAUUACUUGAUGUAGCAAAUAAAAACGUAGCUUUUUAAUGUGUAUUUUAAGUUUUUUGACAGGGGAAAACCCGAGUUUGAAAGCAUUACUUCACAGAGGAUGCAGAUUUCUUAUUUAACAGAAACCUUAGUUUAUGGUUGUUAAGUUUUUCUGGUUGAACUUCAAACAUCAGAUAUUCUUAAUUAAAGUUUUUAUGGUCCUUGAAA